AUGUUUGAUGGAGAAAGUAAAAAUAGAAGGAUUAAUUUGAGCGGGAAAAAAAAUGUCAUACUUAAUAAAAACACAUUUAUUGAAAAGGCACGAAAAGAAAAAGAAAUAAACUUAGCAUAUAAUAAAAGAAAAAAUUCUUUCAAAGUUAUAAGUAAUUAUGUCCAAUAUAAAGCAAAUAUAUCAAGACGCAAAAAUGAAAUCCAUAAUAAUUUAUUGAAAAGAGUUAAUGAUGUUAUAUUGUUAGAAAAAAUAGUUUCACCAACUGUAUAUGUCCAAGCUUUAGAAAUUUGUUUAUAUGAAUUUUCACUUCAAUCUUGUUUUAUAUAUUCAAAAUGGAAUUCCUAUAAUUAUUAUAAAUAUAUGGACUUUGAAGGAAUAUAUGUGCCGAUCAAAAUUUUGUUAGAUGUAAUAAAACUGCAUAAUAAGUUGAGUUUGUUGAAAAAUGUUAACUAUAAAAGUAGCGAUCCAUUAAGUUCAGAAAUUUAUGAACAAAAUUUGAGACCUGACAAAUCUAACAAAGACUCAGUAACAGAAUCAGAUGAAAAUAAUAAUCAAGUGAAAAAUGAAAAUGUCGAAAGAAAUAAAAUGUAUUAUAGACACAAUAAAGAAAUAGAUAUUUUGGUGAAUCAUUUAGAUAUCCUAAUUGGAAAUUAUUAUGCAUAUAAAUUAAAUAUAUAUCGUGAAUACUAUAAAAAUGGGCAAAUAAAUAAAAAAGAAAAAAAUCCUGUGAAAGGAACUAUUCGGCAUGUUCCAAAUUCUGAACAAGCCAAUCAGAGUCAUUUAAAAAAUAAUCUAGCUAGCCAAAAUAGUGAUAAUUUUGUAAGAUUACAAGAGUAUAUACAUUGUCAUAUAGAUGUAUAUGAAAGUAAUAUGAUACAUAUAUAUUAUUUAUAUAAUUUUAUUUUAAAUAGCCAAUUUAUUGAAGAGUUAGUAAAUAGAAUGAUAAAUAGUUCUAACCAUUUUAGAAAUAUAGGUAAAGAAAAGAUAGUAGAAUCUAUUAAAAAAAUAUCGGACUAUAUAAUUUUAACAAUAGAUGGAUUAAUUACAGUUAUCAAACAGAUUCUACUAUUUUGGAAUACCAAUUCAGAACUUUCUUUAUUUUGUGAAUCAAAAACGAGACUACUAAUAUAUGUAUGUGACAUAGUGUAUAUUUAUUUUUAUAUUUUAAAAGUACAAGGAAGUAAAUUAAAUAGUAAUUAUGUAAAUGAUUUGAAAAAUAAAAUAAAUAUAUUAUUAGAUUUUUUAUUAUUAUAUAUAGCUCGAACAAAUAAGUGUUACAAUUAUUACUAUAUUUUUGUAUCACUAUUUAAGUAUAACAUUUUUGAAUUAUUUGCAUCUAAAAUAGAUGUAAAAAAUGAAUUAGUAAAAUUGAAACAACUCUUAAUAUUAGUAAUGAAGAAAAAUAUAAUAAUAGACACAAAUUUAAUGAAGAAUAUUGUUUAUAAUUUUGAAAGUAAUAUUAUAUGGAUCUAUUCAAAAAAAAGUAUAAUAUAUAGUCAAGAAACAUAUGAUAAAAAAAAUGUUUCAGGAAUUAAUAUAUUUAAAAAUGUUCUUUUAUUUAUUUAUACAAAUAAAGAAAUAAUGAGUGAUAAUAUAAUAGAUCGAUUACUAGAAAUAUAUAUGUUUUUGCCUUUUGUCCAUCAUCCAUAUAUAUAUACUGUUUCAGAUGAUGGCAUAUUAAAACAUGAAAAGGAAGAUAACACAGACCCAAGUAGUUAUAUCCAGAAUCAUUCUAAAAAGGAUAUACCAUAUAUAGAUGUAAAAAAAAACAAAGAAAAUGAUGAAAUAUUAUUUUUUCUACAAAAUAAAGGAAGAAAAAUAGAUAAUAUAGGUUUAGGAUAUUUUUAUAAUAAAAAUAUAAUUGAAUCAUUAAUAGAUAUUUGUAAAAAAUAUUGCUUUAUGAAAUUGGAUAGUUUAUUAUUUUUGUUGAUCCCAUUUAGAAGUAUACAUAUAGAUGUAUUUAAAAUGUAUAGAAACUAUUAUGAUUAUAUUAAAAAUAUAAAAGGUGAUAAAAAUAGAGAACACCAUAUUAAAACAUUUGGAAAAAUUUAUAAUAAUAAAAAGAGUAUAAAAUCAGGUAGUAGCAUAAGUUUCAAUCAAUAUGCUGAAGAAUAUGUAGGAAAAGGAAAAAAUAAUGCAUCUAGCAUGUUUAAUACAACUUUUGGAAGUAUAAGAACUAGCAUAAGUAGUAGUAUUAGUAGUAGUAAUAAAAAAGACAUGUACAAUAUUAACAACUUGGGUGUAAGUUCUAGUACGGGAAAUAACACUUCUAACUACUAUGAUAAAGAAUAUUUUUUUUCUUUAAAUAAUUUAGUAGAACUACGAGAUAAAAAGGAUUUAAUAAAUAAUCAAAUAAUAAUAAGAAUUAAAAAGAUAUUAGUACAAAAUAAUAUACAUAUAUAUUUAAUAAAAAAGAUAUAUUUAUCAUGGAUAAAAAAUAAAAAAAAUGGAAAAACAUAUAAUGAUUUUUUGAAAGAUUUAUAUGAUUUUCCAUAUUUUGAUAAUAAUAAGAUGGUGAUAUAUUUUACUUCUUUUUGUUUUCUUUUUCAUUAUUAUAUUAUUACAAAUAUGUAUAAUAAAUUAAUUGAUAUAAAUAAUUUUAAAUUUAGUAAAUCCUUUAUGUUAAAUCCGUCAUUUAAAAAGAUAUGUAAAUUAUUAGUUUUGUCUCUUUGGAUUAUUUUAAAAAAAUCAAUAAAUACGAUAAGUCUUGAACUAGCAAAUAUGUAUAUCAAUCAGGAUUGGAAACAGAUAGAAGAAUUAGUUGAUGAUAUAUCCGAUGAUGUUAUAUAUAAUGAUGAAGAUGAACAAUAUGAAAAAGAAUGUGAAAAAAAGGAACAAAAUGAUAUAGAUUAUGUUGAUAGAUCAGAUAUUAGUGGAUCCGACUUGUUGCACCGAGAUUUUAUAAUAAAUAUGUCCGAUUUUAGUGCAUUAAAUGGGUCAAUAAAUAAAGCAAUAAAAAUAGAGCAUACCGAAGUAGAAAAUGAAACAAUAAAAGGAUGUAACAAUAUAAAUAAUAAACAAGUUGAUUCUUUUAAAUGCCUAAAUUGUAAUGUCGAAUAUAUUUUGGAAUGGCUCACCAGUUUAGAAGUAAAUGAUUUUAUGGUUGAUGAACAAAUUACAUAUUGCAACAGUUGUAGUAAUUAUAAAAAUGAUAGUUUAGAUACACAUUUUGAAAACAAAUUUAAUGACAAAACAGUGAAUAACUCAAACGAUACUAAUCAGAUUGAAAAAAAUAACUCAAUUCAAAAUGUUAAGAGGUAUAAGGAAUGUGUAGAAAAUAAUGAAAGUAGCAGAACAAGUAAACUAUCAAAUUUGAAUUAUAAUAGACAUCAAAAUGAGUCAGCAUAUACACAUGCAAUGAUAAACUAUUAUUUAUAUAAUAGUGAAAAAAGAGGGCUUAGUUAUAUAUUACCUAAAAUGAUUAAAAAGGUAUAUGAAAUAAAUAAGUAUUUAGAAAUAUUUGAUGAUGAAUUUUUUGUUAUUAAGGAUACAUACAAUAUAUUAAAAAAUAGAUUUAAUAUAAUUGGAGAAAGUAAUAAUAUAAAUUAUAGUAAUAAUAAUUAUGAUGAAGAUUCAUCUUUAUUUUUAGAAAAAAGUGAUAUAUAUAUAAAUAAAAAUAUAAAAUAUGUAACAAUAUUAGCUAAUUAUUUAUUAAGGCGAUGCCCAUUUACUCUUCCUUUUGAUGAUAGACUACUUAUUUUUUACAACCUUAGAAAUAAAAGUAAAGAAUCAAUACGCGAUGAUACAAGAUAUAAUAUUUUGGAGCGUAAAUAUAAUUAUAUAAGACGAACAAAUAUAUUUGAAGAUGCAUUUAUAACUUUAAAUAAAUUAGAUUCAAUAAGUAUAAAACAAAAUAUAAGAAUAGCUUUUAGAGAUCAAAAUGGGAAUGAUGAGACAGGAAUAGAUGGUGGUGGAUUAUUCAAAGAAUUUAUGUUACUUUUAUGUCGAGAAAUUUUUCAUAAUAAAUUUAUUUUAUUUCAACAUGCACAGAAUAAUACACUAUUCCCUAAACAAUAUAAACAAAAUGACAAUUUAAUUUUAUAUGAAUUUUCUGGGAAGGUAGUUGGAAAAGCCAUAUAUGAAAGAAUAUUGAUUGAAUCUGUUUUUAAUAAUUUAUUUUUAAAUUUAUUAUUAUAUAAUGAAAUAAAUAUAAAUGAUUUAUAUUUUCUUGAUAAAGAAGUUUUUAAUAGUUUAUUAUAUAUUCAAAAUACAGAGGAUGUUGAAAGUUUAGAUUUAACCUUUUGUACAUAUGAAAGUAAAAAUCCAGAUUUCUUAAGUUUAGAACAAUAUAAUGAAAUUAAAAAUUAUUUUCAUCAAUUAAAUGUGAGCAUUAAAAAUUUUGAAAAUACAAAUAAUCAAAGUGGAUCUAAUAAUUCACUUUUAUUUUUUCAAACCAAUCAAAAUAUGUACAAUAAUAAUAUUAACACAUUUUUUAACAUCAUUGAUAAUCUAGAUGUAUUGAUAAAUACGUUAGAUAGAAAUAUAUCAACUAUUUCCCGUAACGAAGUUUAUUUAAAUUCAAUUACAUCUCGUACCUCUAGAAUGGGUGACAACACAAGUAGGCAGAGCACAACUAUUCCAUCGAUUUCUGGUGGAUAUAUAAAUGCACUAGCUGAUCAAGCUAGUGAAAUAAUGGAACCUGACAAAGCAGAACUGCUUAACAAUAGUAAGAAUGGCGGCAAAAACAUUUUUAACAAAAAUGAAGUUGAUUGUAUUGAUUUAAUAACAGACGGAAGAAAUAUUAGUGUGACUAAUGAAAAUAAAAAAUUAUAUAUAAAGUUAUAUAUAGAUUAUAAAUAUAAUAAAUUGAUACAAAAAAAAACUCAACAUUUUUUAAAGGGAUUAUCACAACUGAUACCUAUAAAAUGGUUUAAACUUUUUAGUGCCCAUGAAUUAAAGAUAUUAAUAUCUGGUGAUGAUAAAUGUUUUGAUGUUAAUGAUUUAUAUAAGAAUGUUGUAUAUAGUGGAGGAUAUAAUGAAAAUAGUAAAACUAUUAUAAAUUUAUUUGAAAUAUUGAAUAGUUUUACACCUAAAGAAAAAAGUUUAUUUCUUAUGUUUGUCACAAGUUGUUCAAGAUCACCAUUACUAGGAUUUCAAGAGUUAUAUCCUAAGUUUUGUAUAUCUAGAGUGGUUGAUCGUACAAGAUUACCUACUGCAUCAACUUGUGUUAAUUUGCUGAAAUUACCCGAUUAUGAAACAAAGGAGAUACUUUAUAAAAAUUUAAUAACAGCAAUUAAUGGAACCCAAGGAUUUGAUUUAAGUUAA
This is a messenger RNA of Plasmodium vinckei vinckei, 5265 nucleotides long. RefSeq names its product ubiquitin-protein ligase, putative. NCBI's taxonomy places the organism in Eukaryota, Apicomplexa, Aconoidasida, Haemosporida, Plasmodiidae. The transcript has a single exon. Gene Ontology annotation, biological process: protein polyubiquitination; ubiquitin-dependent protein catabolic process. The record is from RefSeq and is a predicted model, not a curated record. Gene Ontology annotation, molecular function: ubiquitin protein ligase activity. The coding region runs from base 1 to 5265 and encodes 1754 amino acids.